AUGUCUGAUUGGGAAGCUAACACAAUUAUUGGUUCUAAGGCCAGACGUGGCGCUAGUGGUCCAAGAGCCACUGUCACUAAAUCUCAAGGUCAAAUCAAUGCUGCUAGAAGACAAGGUUUAGUGGUCUCUGUAGAUAAAAAAUACGGUAGUACUAACGUCAAAGGUGACAGUGAAGGUCAAAGAUUAACUAAGGUCGAUCGUGAAACUGAUAUUAUUAAACCAAAGAAAUUGGACGCCAAUGUUGGUAAAGCUAUUUCUCGUGUACGUACUGAAAAGAAAUUAUCUCAAAAAGAACUAGCUACAAAAAUCAAUGAAAAGCCAACUGUUAUUAACGAUUAUGAAGCUGGAAGAGCCAUUCCAAACCAACAAGUCUUGGGUAAGUUAGAAAGAGCAUUAGGUGUCAAGUUGAGAGGUAAGAAUAUUGGUGAACCUUUGGGUGGUCCAAAGAAGAAGUAA
Messenger RNA from Henningerozyma blattae CBS 6284, 456 nucleotides. RefSeq names its product multiprotein-bridging factor 1 (gene MBF1). Gene Ontology annotation, cellular component: nucleus. The record is from RefSeq and is a predicted model, not a curated record. NCBI's taxonomy places the organism in Eukaryota, Fungi, Ascomycota, Saccharomycetes, Saccharomycetales, Saccharomycetaceae. The transcript has a single exon. The coding region runs from base 1 to 456 and encodes 151 amino acids. Gene Ontology annotation, molecular function: DNA binding.